AUGGGGAAGGUUGCAGUUAGGGUGGCGGUGGUAUGUGGGGUAGCGGUAGCAGUGACAGCAGCGGUAGUGGUUCAUCGUAAAAUGAAGAAGUCAGGGAAGUGGGAGAAAGCAAUGGAGAUAGUGAAAGAGUUCGAAGAGAAAUGCGCGACCCCCAUUUCGAAACUGAGACAAGUGGCUGAUGCCAUGCUUGUAGAGAUGCAUGCGGGCCUUGCCUCUGAAGGUGGCAGCAAACUCAAAAUGCUCAUCAGCUAUGUUGACAAUUUACCUACUGGGAAUGAAAAGGGGUUGUUUUAUGCAUUGGACCUCGGUGGAACUAACUUCCGUGUGUUACGACUGCAUUUGGGAGGGAAGGGCCGUGGUAUCGUCAGUAAACAGUUUGAGGAGGUGUCAAUUCCUCGGAGUUUGAUGACAGGGACUUCAGAUGCAUUGUUUGACUUUAUUGUAGCAGAACUUGCAAAAUUUGUAGCUCAAGAAGGCAUGGAUUUUGAACUACGUCCCGGUAGGCAGAGGGAACUUGGUUUUACUUUCUCAUUUCCCGUGUUGCAAUCAUCCAUUUCUUCUGGAACACUUGUUAGGUGGACAAAAGGCUUCUCUAUAGAAGAAACAGUCGGCCGAGACGUGGUAGCAAAAUUGACGAAAGCCAUGGAAAAACAAGGCCUUAACAUGCGUGUUUCAGCUUUUGUCAAUGAUCCUGUUGGGACACUAGCUGGAGGUCGUUUCACCAACAAUGAUGUUGUUGCUGCUGUGAUCCUCGGUACUGGAUCAAAUGCCGCAUAUGUUGAACGUGCCCAUGCGAUACCAAAAUGGCAUGGUCUACCGCUAAAAUCAGGAGAGAUGGUCAUUAAUACGGAGUGGGGUAACUUUAAGUCGUCGCAUCUUCCACUAACAGAGUACGAUCAUGAACUCGAUACUGAGACUUUACACCCUGGUGAGCAGAUUUAUGAGAAGGUAACAUCUGGCAUGUACUUGGGAGAAAUAGUCCGUAAAGUCUUGCGUAGGAUGGCUGAGGAAGCUGCUUUUUUUGGUGACACAGUUCCACCGAAACUUAAAGUGCCGUUUAUAUUGGGAACACCUAUCAUAUCUGCCAUGCAUCAGGACACUUCCCCUGACCUCAAAGUGGUAGCCAAUCGCUUGAAAGACAUUCUUGAGAUAUCAAAUACCUCCCUGAAGAUGAGAAAAGUAAUUGUUGAGCUUUGCUACAUUGUAGCAACGCGCGGGGCACGUCUUUCGGCUGCCGGGAUACUAAGUAUUCUGAAGAAAAUGGGAAGAGAUACAAUGAGGGAAGGGGAGAAACAAAGGACGGUGAUAGCAAUGGACGGCGGACUAUAUGAACACUAUACGGAAUACCGUAAUUGCUUGGAGAACACCCUAAAUGAAUUGCUCGGAAAAGAGGUGUCUGAAACCGUUGUACUCGAGCUUGCAAAUGAUGGUUCUGGCAUUGGAGCUGCUAUUCUUGCUGCUUGUCAUUCAAAGUAUCUGGAAACGGAUGAGUAAAAACUGGUUCUGCAUUGUUUUUUCCAAGUUAUUUUUGAGAAAUUAUUGGCAUUCACUAUUUGUGUUUCCAUCUUGUGGUCUAAAAGUGGCUAGUGCUGCUCCAUGAAAAUAAUUCCUAAUCCUUAUUCUUUGUCAGGCAUUCGGUUCACAGAUAAGUCCAAAUUUGAUUUCUUUUGAUGUAUUUUUCUUAGUUUAUAUAUAUAAAUAUAUAUGUUUUUU
Gossypium raimondii (Peruvian cotton) is the source of this 1713-nucleotide messenger RNA. Its product is annotated as hexokinase-2. The transcript has 9 exons. The coding region runs from base 1 to 1494 and encodes 497 amino acids. Lineage: Eukaryota; Viridiplantae; Streptophyta; Magnoliopsida; Malvales; Malvaceae. The record is from RefSeq and is a predicted model, not a curated record. Gene Ontology annotation, molecular function: mannokinase activity; D-glucose binding; glucokinase activity. Gene Ontology annotation, cellular component: mitochondrion; cytosol. Gene Ontology annotation, biological process: glycolytic process; intracellular glucose homeostasis; glucose 6-phosphate metabolic process.